This is a messenger RNA of Exserohilum turcica Et28A, 1611 nucleotides long. RefSeq lists its product as uncharacterized. Gene Ontology annotation, molecular function: iron ion binding; oxidoreductase activity, acting on paired donors, with incorporation or reduction of molecular oxygen, reduced flavin or flavoprotein as one donor, and incorporation of one atom of oxygen; heme binding. The coding region runs from base 1 to 1611 and encodes 536 amino acids. NCBI's taxonomy places the organism in Eukaryota, Fungi, Ascomycota, Dothideomycetes, Pleosporales, Pleosporaceae. The record is from RefSeq and is a predicted model, not a curated record. The transcript has 2 exons.
AUGCAUAAUUCUAUCUUGCUGUCCUUCUGGGCAGGCAUCUCCUUCGUCAUCUAUAAGAUUGUAUCUUCCAUCAUCACUUCACGCCGACAUGCAGCUGCUGCACGCCGACUGGGUUGCGUGGACCCCCCUCCCAUGAAACAGUCGAUUUUCGACCCUCUGGGAAUCAAGGGCGUUAUAGAGGUACUCAAGGCAGACAAAGAGCACCGUUUGCUACAGUAUUUCAAGAAGCGCAGCGACCUAAACUGCGAUGAACAAGGCAAUCCCAUCAAUACGCUCACCCAGCAUCUCCUGGGCACCAAGACCGUUUUCACCACCGACCCUAGAAACGUCCAAGCCAUCCUGGCAACGCAAUUCAAAGACUUUGGACUAGGAAGAGUUAGGAACGCCACCUUCGCCCCGCUACUGGGUCAUGGCAUUUUUUCUUCAGACGGCGAGCAAUGGGCAAAGGCCAGGGCACUUCUCCGACCCCAGUUUGCACGGGACCAAGUGAGCAACCUGGAACUGGAAGAGCAACACGUGCAACACUUGAUGCGAGUUAUACCCAUGAGUUCCAAUGGCUGGACCGAAGUCACCGACCUCGAGCCUCUUUUCUUCCGCCUGACUAUCGACUCGGCAACGGAAUUCUUAUUCGGCGAAAGUGUAGACUCGCAGCUCUCUGCCUUGCCUGACUACAAGUCGAGCAGAGGCACCGUGGAGCAAGACUUUGCCACGGCAUUCGAUCAAGCUCUGAACGCGAUUUCUAUCAAGCUACGAUUCGGAGAUGCCCCUUGGCUCGUCUACAACAAGAUGGAGAAGGUGUACAACAAGCGCUGUCACGCAUCCAUUGACCAUUACAUUCAGCUUGCGUUAUCAAAAGACAAGACGGCACGACAAAAUUCAACCGAAAAGCAAAAGUACGUCUUCCUUGACGCACUUGUAGAGGCAAACCAGGAUCCUGUAGAGCUCCGAAGUCACCUGAUAUCGAUCCUGCUGGCGGGCCGCGAUACCACGGCGUCGCUACUGUCAUACGUCUUCAUGUCUCUGGCCCAGCACCCUGAGGUGUACGAGAAGCUACGUGGCGUCGUCAAGGACUCUUUCGGCACCUAUUCCAACCCCAAGAACAUGACUUUCGAGGCGCUGAAGUCAUGCAACUUUCUACAAUGGGUGUUGAACGAGGCCCUUCGUCUGUACCCAGUUGUUCCCCUCAACAGUCGUCGUGCCCUUCGCGACACCACACUCCCCACAGGCGGUGGUCCUGACGGCACAGCGCCCAUCUAUAUCAAGGAAGAUAUGUCCGUAGACUACCAUAUUUACACUAUUCACCGACGGAAAGACCUUUGGGGACAGGAUGCCGACGAGUUCCGGCCAGACCGUUGGGAUGGCAGGAAGAGCGGAUGGGAAUAUCUGCCCUUCAACGGCGGCGCAAGAAUCUGUAUCGGACAGCAAUUCGCUCUUACAGAGGCCGCAUAUACCGUUGUAAGACUGGCACAGAGAUUUGAGAAGAUCGAGAGUGCUGGAAACUUAUGGGAUGGAUCUACAAAGGGUGGAUCGGAUCACAUUAAGCACAAUCUGAGCCUGACAACUUGCCCAGCGGGUGGUGUCAAGCUUCGGAUGAAGGAGGCCCGGGAAUGA